AAUUUCCCUUUCGUCAAUUGGAGAGACAGGAAAAGUCACCGGCGGCUGUGGAAAUCCGCUUUUUUCUGCAUAUUCAACAUCUCAAAGCUGACAAAUUUACUAAUCUCCCACACGCUACGAUGACUGAUGACUAUUUCUAUGGAGUCACGUUGACCAGCACGGAUCCCUCGCAGACAUGGGAUCCCUUCCACAAUGACGAUGACGAGGAGUUGGGCGUGUGGAACAAGCUGCUGGUGAAGCAGAUGCUGCUGGGCCACGAAGCCAAGGAGGGCGAGUACAAUGUUGUGGAGGCGGCCACUCAGACGAUGGAGGAUGUAAUCAAAAUCCCCAUCGCCGUGCUGAAGGUCGGCGAGGCUCGAAACGUGUGUAUGCAGCUGGAAUUUGUGGCUCCGGUGAUCUUCACGUUGGUCAAGGGCGCCGGGCCGGUUCACAUCCAUGGCCAUCAUCUGAUUGGGGAGGCGAGCGAUCCCGACAUGUGGGAUGAGGAGGGCGUGGAGGAAGAGGAGCCGGAAGAUGGUGCUGAGGGAGAGGAGAACGGGAGUGCGCGAAGGAAGCAAAAGUUCCCGAAAGUGACGACUACAAAAGCCGCCGGCUUGGCGCGAAACAAGAGGAAAUAGAGAGAUACUCUGAUUUGCCAUGAAAUUCCAUCUCAAAAUACCCACAACUCCUUCACAUAAAUGUACAAUGUUUCACAGGAAAGCAUUUCAUUGAAUACAAUCUGUCCAUUUGGAUCUAUUGUCGUGCAUU
Molecule: messenger RNA, 747 nt
Organism: Phlebotomus argentipes
Lineage: Eukaryota; Metazoa; Arthropoda; Insecta; Diptera; Psychodidae
Product: nucleoplasmin-like protein
Exons: 3
Coding region: 120-617 (165 amino acids)
Biological process (GO): chromatin remodeling
Cellular component (GO): cytoplasm; nucleoplasm; nucleolus
Molecular function (GO): chromatin binding; histone binding; RNA binding
Source: RefSeq, a predicted model, not a curated record